AUGGCGCGGAAAAUAUAUGAAAGUAGAAGUACGUGUAGCAGCAAUUGGAAGGGGGAAGUAAUGGUGGCCCUUGGUUCUUUGGACAAAAAGGUUUACAAGCUUGAGGGCCUGGGCCCAGUUCUCUCAGUAGCUGCCUACAGCCAAGAAAACUGGGCAGCAGUAGAACGCAUUUUCGAGUCCCACUCGCAAGAGUCAUUCCCUCAAAACUUAUUCAGACAGCUGCAGGGUGUCCAAGACAAAUCCAGGACACCCUACUUAAUAAAGGCAAUUGGCACUUCAGGAUUAAAAGUUGCCAGAGAAAUUGCAGAAGAUAAAAGAAAAGACCACAUGAAGCAAUUAGCUGUGGCCACAUUACAGAUGGGGACGUGGGAAGACAUUGAGGAGACAUAUACGUUGUCAGACAAGAUGUUAGAGUUCACUGGUAUGCUUAUUUAUUAAAGGUUAUAAUUUGGAGAAAAAAUAGCCUAUUAAAAAUAAUGGCUUAUUUGCAAUUAUUAAUCCUCUCAUUACUACAAUUGUAUUCAUUUUAUAAUGCUUGAAAUAUCAUAAAAUAUAUUUGUUACUUUCCUAAGAAUUGAACAAUUAGACCCUGAAAAUCCUAGCCUGAAGUCCGCUUAAAAAUAUUUAACAGAUCCAUAUUUCAUACACAACUGUAUGUUUCCUUGAUCUUACAAAUCCUUACUUCAAAACUUGUUUUAAUUAUAUGCUUUCAAAUUUCCAAAAAACAUACGCCAUUUUUAUGGCAAGUUAAAAUUGCAAAGCCCCUUCAUACAUGACAUAGCAAUAGUACACAUAGAGGAUGAAUGGACAAUGAUAUUUU
Dreissena polymorpha is the source of this 820-nucleotide messenger RNA. RefSeq lists its product as uncharacterized. The transcript is spliced from 4 exons. The record is from RefSeq and is a predicted model, not a curated record. Bases 1 to 438 code for a protein of 145 amino acids. NCBI's taxonomy places the organism in Eukaryota, Metazoa, Mollusca, Bivalvia, Myida, Dreissenidae.